AAUUACCCCGACUAGUCCAAAACGAAAAAUCCCCAACCGUCAAGCAAAUUUUCGCUACAUUCCAUCGCCUUUCCCAGCGGCCCGCAAUGGACUCGAGCGACUACAUUUUAGAAACUUUAAGAAAAGACAUCACCGAACACGACCUACAAAUUAAGGCCAUCAUCCAGGACAUCAACUCGUGCGUCGGACCGUUGGCGGAAUUGCACGGACUGAACAGCGCGGGACGUUCGAAAAUCUCGGCGCUACGAAAAUUCAUAGACCGAUUCGGGGACAUCGCCAAGGAGCGCAAAAACCCCACGUUUUUAAAAGACCUGAUGUUUUACAGGGAGCAGCUGAGCAGCACGAUGGACGCUUUCAAGAAAGCCAACAUUAAGUCGAUGCUGGCGAUUGAAAAGGGGGCGAAAGAGGAGUUGAUGAAGCAGAAGAACGAAGAGACGGUGUUGCGGCAGCGGCAGAAACGGGAUAAGGAGAACGUGGCGAAGAUGAGUUCUAAUAUUACAGAGCAGUUGUUGUCGAUUAGUAGGCAGUUGGCUGACACCACGAAACGCAGCGCCGAUACUUUGGACGCUUUGGUCACUUCCUCUGAUACCGUAAUCGGGUCACAGGAAGAGCUGAAGGUGACUUCCAGCACGAUUAGCCAGUCUGGGAAGCUUUUAGCGAAGUAUGGCAGACGGGAAUUCACUGAUAAAAUACUUAUGUUUUUCGCAUUUAUCUUUUUUGUAGCGUGCGUGUUCUACAUUGUACAAAAAAGAUUGUUUUAAAUUAAUUAUUUAUUAAUAGAGUAUGAACCAAUUUUUUAGUUCCUUAAAAAAGUCGACAUCAACAUUUACUUUAAAUAAAUGUAACGCGUAUUUUCCCGGCGUCAUUUUUAAGAACCUUUGUUCUUCCCCGUUGUGUUCCAUUAAAAUGCAAGGCCUCUUCUUAGAGUGACCUUAACACUCACGAAUAUCAAGAAGAUAAAUUAUGACGCAUUUCCAUUUGAUAAAUAUAGUUCGUCCACUGUUUUGUCCAUUAUUAUUUGAGUCGGUAAGAUGAAGUGGUUACACACAGUUUCAACUCUCGUGUUUUUGGUGUUGAUUUUCAACGUCAACGGUCUCCCAGCCCCAUUUUUGAAGUUAUUUGGGGCUGAAGACUAUUAUUAUCCCUCUCAGAGCAGACCCAGAAACCAUGGAAGAUCGUACGGUUUCAACGAAGGUGGUAAUCGACGGUAUAAAGCCAUCUGUAGAAUCCACGCCGUUGACUCUCUAGCGUUUCCGGGUAGAGUCGGAAAACCAAUUUGCCCAUAUUAAUCAGUUGUUUACAUUCAACGAAGUACGAAUACCCCAACGCCAUUAGUAUUCACGCCCAGUACCACACAACCUCAACCUUAACAAUGGGAUUCGUCACCAGAAGUCACUCAAUCCAGAAAUAACACAAAGUCAUAGUUUUUAUUGUCCUAUUACAUACAAAUAAAUAUAUACAAAUCUA
Zophobas morio is the source of this 1467-nucleotide messenger RNA. It is a transcript of the gene Sec20, whose product is annotated as vesicle transport protein SEC20. Gene Ontology annotation, molecular function: SNAP receptor activity. The record is from RefSeq and is a predicted model, not a curated record. Gene Ontology annotation, biological process: retrograde vesicle-mediated transport, Golgi to endoplasmic reticulum. Bases 87 to 761 code for a protein of 224 amino acids. The transcript is spliced from 5 exons. Gene Ontology annotation, cellular component: SNARE complex; endoplasmic reticulum. Lineage: Eukaryota; Metazoa; Arthropoda; Insecta; Coleoptera; Tenebrionidae.